Messenger RNA from Aphanomyces astaci, 816 nucleotides. RefSeq lists its product as hypothetical. NCBI's taxonomy places the organism in Eukaryota, Oomycota, Saprolegniomycetes, Saprolegniales, Verrucalvaceae. The coding region runs from base 1 to 816 and encodes 271 amino acids. The transcript is spliced from 3 exons. The record is from RefSeq and is a predicted model, not a curated record.
AUGAAACCCGAGGGUCUCAACUCCAAGAACAGCUCCUACAAGUUCACACUCGACACAAUUGGGCCUAACGCGACCCUCCUGCGGGAAGAAGAGAAAACCCUCCUCAGGGAAAGAGAAGCUUUCGCUCAGGAAGUCAACAAGUCUUACUCGAACCUCCGUCGGCAACAGUCUUCCUUACAAGUGGAUCAGAAAACGUUGGCCUUGCAACUUCAGGAAGGCCGACUCAGAUCCGGUUCGGUCGGGACUCCCUACGCGACACCCGCCUCGUCCCGGAAAGGUUCCCCUUCGAAGGGGAGUCUUUCGACUUUCACGACGUCAUCAGUACUCCAGGCCCCCUACUCAAUGGCGGGUACACCUCAACGGACAAUGGACCCUAUCCCGGUGUUUAUGCAACAAACCGAGGUGGCUACGGAAACCAUGUCGAUGCCGGUGCCGGCAGGCGUCUACGGCCGUGCUGUGACUUCCCAAAAGCCGUUCAUGCCCGAAAGACCAAGGCAACGAGAACCCCCCGAGUACAUACCCCAGGACUCGUACGGGAUGCGUGGACACAGCAACCCCAGCCCACCUUACUUCACACCGGCCUACGGAGACCGCGGCGGUCUCCAGGGGGGCCCGGGGGACACAACCCUUUCGAACGCUCUGGAGGCCGAGGAGAUCCCCCCGGACCUCCCGGGGGAGGUGGACCUGGAGGUGGCGGCCAUGACCAUGGAGGUGGAGGCGCACCCAGGUUUCCAUACGUGCCCCCGUACGAUGACCAUGGGGACCGUCCUUCCCGUUCCGCUUAUGCUGACGCACGAAAAUACGCACCCAAACUGA